AACGUUACAUUGUUUUGAUUAUCGCUGAAAAGUUGAACAAACUUAGUUUAUCUUGAGUAGUAUUACUUUAUAUUUUUUGGUGUAAUAAAGUGUGAUUCAUGUAUAUAUAUUAAUCAUAAAAAUGAAUACGCCGGCGGAGUUAAGUUUCGAAGAAAUAUUAAAAUUUAUGUUGGCACAUAAUGGCAAGGUUACAAAUCACGAUCUUGUUAAACAUUUUAAAGUGUUUCUAAUGAACCCAAAUAUGAGAGAUGAAGCUAGAAAUACAUUUAAAAAGCAUGUAAAUACUUUGGCCAUUAUUAAAACUCAAAACAAUGAGAAAUGGUUGAUCUUGAAGAAGAAAUAUUUUCCAAGUAAUUUGAAAGAAAAUGAAAAUGAAACCAAAACAGCUGCACCUGUGUCUCAAUUGACUGAGGAAGGUGAAGAAACACCUGAAGAGCCUCCAGCUAGACCUCCUCUGCCAUUACUUAAUCAGGAUUUUAAUAUGCUUGGAUCCAUUUUGCCAGCACAUGACCCUAUAGUGGAAGAGCCCGCUUACCAAAAAUCACCUGUUGUUACCCCUCAAAAUGCAUCACAAGAAAGUUUAAUAGAGGAUGUGCCACCAAAGGUACAUCCUCGUAGGAAAUCAGAAAAAAGUUUAAUUGAAAAAAGUUCAAGAAACUUUUAUGCAAAUCCCCAAAUCUCAAAUAAUGAAACAAUUGAUAUGAAUGAAACACCAACUCUAACUUCUUCUCAAAGUGACAGCAUGCUUGUGGACAGUGAGCAAAAAAUAUCAGUAAAGGAAAGAAAACAAAUGUUUAAUAGAAUGGCUUCUGAGAGUGAUGUGUUGAAAUCCAAUAAGUCUGGAAACAAUACCUCGAGUUUGGACGAGGAAGAUAGAGCUUCGCUGGAUCACAAGGAAACUGAACCGCUGGAUACAAAACAGAAGCAGUGGAUAUUAUACGCGGCCCGAGGAGACUACCAUGUCCUGGCGAAGAUGUGUAAGGAAAAUUCUAAACUUGUUAAAACCAAGGACCCGUUCACGGGUUACACUGCCAUGCACUGGGCUUGCAAAAGGGGUGAUGAAAAUCUGGUGAAACUUUUGGCUGGCAUCCACCGUCACACGGUGAACGAACGUUCCAAUGGGGGUUACACGCCACUUCACAUCGCUAUGCAAUUUCGGCGUGAAAAUGUCUACAGGCUGCUAGUGGAAGUCUAUAACGCUGACCCAAAUGUACGGGAUUGGUCGGGGAAAAAGCCCAGACACUACUUAGUUCAUAUGGAUACCUCCUUAUCUCCGGGCUCAUACAGAAAAAAAGAGGGGUUUCUUCGCAUUGGCUCCCUAAACGUUCGCGUAAAGAAGACGACAGAAGCGUUCAGUAACUUCCUAGGCGUGGGUGCGACCAGGUCUUCAGCGUAUGUGCCGAAGUCAGCCCGAGAGAGAGAACUUGAUAGAAGAUCAGAUGACAGCGAUCAGCUUAAAUCUUGGGGAUCGGCAGAUAAUAUACAGAAAGAAGACAAAAUGCUUCCACCAAUAAAUAACAAGGUUCGCAGGCGCGGUGCGAGCGGAAGACGAGGUGUUGCGUCCCACAGCCGUAGUACGCCAUCUACGCCUGAUCAGCCUCGGGCACAAAUCGGUGUUAACAAUGGUGAUUCAGAUUCCGAUACAGCAGCAGGAUUCCAUUCAGCAUGGAGACAACAACGCGCGUCACAAAGCUAGAUUGAAUAAGAAUUAAAAAUAAGACAAAAAGACUAGACUUUUUUUCUUUUUUAAUAGUACUUUUGUUCAUGUAUGAGAUUAGAAGUGCUUUUUUAUGAUGAAAUUAAAUGUUAUAAUUGUAUGAAAAGUUAUUACAUGUUGGUGUUUUGGCCGAAAUUAAGCAACUAAUAUAUAUUGUUUUAAUUGCCUAAUAGUGUUUUUUUUGUAGUUGUUACAAAUCAAAUAGAUCAGUUAUUUUAACAGCUUUGGCAAUUGUGAACGUGAAUCCUGUUAUAUUUCGUUCGAUACACACACAUUUCCAUAUACAUAUGUUUGUGUGUUUACAAAAAAAUCGCAGCUAUUGUUUGCUUUAUUUCGGGCAAUUUUAUGAACAUUCCUUAGUAUUUUAAUGUAAGAAGAUCUUAAAAUAUCACAAAAAAUAUUUUUAAGAUUUUUGUUUUUUAUUGUUUUAGUUCUAUAAAAUCGAAAAAUUUAUAGAUUUGGCUUAAUUUUCAUAUGUGUAACAUUCCUUUGUAUACUUUUCUUUAUUUAAUUGUAAAAAAAUCUAUUUUAGAGGGUACCUCAAUUAUCUUCAUCCUUCAAGAAAAGACGGUAUCAAUUAAUAAAAUAGUCGCUGUUCUAAAAAAAGAAAAAAAAAAACGCUUUAACUCCCACCACUCAUAUGAAAUAUGUUUGUGCCUAUAUUGCCUAUCUUUGUUUA
This is a messenger RNA of Pieris rapae (cabbage white), 2396 nucleotides long. It is a transcript of the gene sowah, whose product is annotated as ankyrin repeat domain-containing protein SOWAHC. Bases 122 to 1696 code for a protein of 524 amino acids. The transcript is spliced from 13 exons. The record is from RefSeq and is a predicted model, not a curated record. Gene Ontology annotation, molecular function: protein binding. NCBI's taxonomy places the organism in Eukaryota, Metazoa, Arthropoda, Insecta, Lepidoptera, Pieridae.